Messenger RNA from Tuber melanosporum (Perigord truffle), 1884 nucleotides. RefSeq lists its product as uncharacterized. Gene Ontology annotation, cellular component: membrane; Golgi apparatus. The record is from RefSeq and is a predicted model, not a curated record. The coding region runs from base 248 to 1459 and encodes 403 amino acids. NCBI's taxonomy places the organism in Eukaryota, Fungi, Ascomycota, Pezizomycetes, Pezizales, Tuberaceae. Gene Ontology annotation, molecular function: alpha-1,2-mannosyltransferase activity. Gene Ontology annotation, biological process: protein O-linked glycosylation; cell wall mannoprotein biosynthetic process; protein N-linked glycosylation. The transcript has 5 exons.
GGGCAGCGAAUCUCCUUUUCUUUUCUAUAUUAAUCAACGCCACCAUACAAAAAGUUUCAUCAAUCCCCCUUCAAAAUAUUUUCCUGCUUUUGCCAUCUUGCUUCUUUAGCUUUCUUUGUUCUUGUUGAAUGGGAGACUCAUCAGACUAGCUUUCAAGGACCAUCUCACCUCACCGCUUUCUCCAGCUUUGUUACUUUUCCUCAUCUUCCUCCCCUUUCCUUUUUUCCGCCUCCACUCGUCCGUUAAGAUGGCAGCGAAUAGUCGAACCUUACGGUUCAUACUAUUAGCUUUCUUCUCGAUAGCUGUCCUUUUCAAAGUAUACACUUCAAACUACCAUGCCGGGACACCACUGGUGGACGUCGAGAAGAUCGCCGAGCAACAGCAUGCGCAGGAUUCAUCAUCUUCCCCAUCGCAAUCCAACGGCAAUAAUGGGUUUUCCUCGAACCCUGCAAGCGGCCUCCCGGCUGGAGUUCAUGCCGGAAAGCGCGCGAACGCUACGUUUGUCACGCUGGCGAGGAAUAGCGAUGUCUGGGAGAUUGCAAAGUCUAUUAGACAUGUUGAGGAUCGUUUCAAUCGGAAGUUUAAUUACGACUGGGUUUUUCUGAAUGACAAGCCUUUCGAUUCGCAGUUUAAGAAGGUUACUUCCGCGCUCACUAGCGGGAAGGCGAAGUACGGGUUGAUUCCACACGAGCACUGGAGUUUCCCGGAUUGGAUUGAUCAGGAUAAGGCGAAGAAAGUUAGAGAGGAUAUGGCCCAGCGAAAGAUUAUCUACGGCGAUUCCAUCCCUUACCGACACAUGUGCCGUUACGAAUCCGGUUUCUUUUUCCGACACGAGCUUUUGCUUGACUACGAGUACUACUGGCGCGUGGAACCAUCUAUCGAGCUGUUUUGCGAUGUCGAUUACGACGUCUUCCGCUUCAUGGCCGAGAACAAGAAGAAGUACGGCUUCGUCUUGUCACUGUAUGAAUACGUCGAGACUAUCCCGACACUCUGGGACAGUGUCAAGAGUUUCAUGAAGGAGCAUCCGGAAUAUAUCAACCCGAACAAUGCAAUGGGGUUCCUCAGUGACGAUGGAGGAGAAACCUAUAACCACUGUCACUAUUGGUCCAAUUUCGAAGUCGGCAGUCUGGAUUUCUGGAGGGACAAGGCAUACAUGGAUUUCUUUGAGAAGCUAGAUAAGGAUGGUGGAUUCUUCUAUGAGAGAUGGGGCGAUGCUCCGGUUCAUAGUAUUGCAGCCAGUUUAUUUCUGGAUAAGUCGCAGAUUCACUUUUUCGAUGACAUUGCCUACUACCAUGUGCCUUUCACCCAUUGUCCUACUUCCGAAAAGGAUCGACUGAAGCAUAAGUGCCAUUGUAAUCCUAAGGAUAACUUUGACUGGAAGGGUUACUCCUGCUUAUCCCGCCACUUUGAAAUAAACAGCCUGGAAAAGCCAGAAGGAUACGAGACACAAAUGGACUAAGCGACACCAAAUAUCUUUUUUUUUUUUUUUUUUUUCUUUUGUUUCAACCACCAUUUCCGCUCAUAUUUGUUUAAAUUCUAUGGCGCCACGCCGAAACGUAGGGAUAUCCGGACGGGUCUUUAAAGCACGAGUUUUGUGUAGUACAAACAAAAGGAAGGGAAGGAAAGGAAAACAGGGAGGAAGGAAUGGCCGGUUUUGACGAAAGCUACGAACCCGAUGUUCUGCGAGGGUGAUACCGUUAACUACAGGGGGAAGAGGGAGAAUGUGGUAAACGGAACCGAUAAUUGGUCUAUCAAGUUUAUUUUCCGCGUUCUUGUGCGAUGUACGAAUGCAGUUGGGAAAGAAGGUGUGUGAAGGGGGUAAGGGAAUAUUUAUAGUAAUUUUAUACAGAGUGACAAUUGAUGAAGAAAAUUAUAUUGACGCCA